AUGGGUACAAGGAAAGUUACAGAAGUUUCAGGAACUAAGGAGAUAAAAAAGAAAAAAGUGUUAAAAAAGGAAACGCUAAAGCUCAUCGCUGACGAAGAAUGGCGUCGAUUUAAAGCAGUAGAGACAAAAGAAGGUGUUAAACAAAAUGCUAACAAUGUCGACUCUAAUGAUGCCGGCGGCGACUAUGACGACGAUGACGAACGCUGGACCAAUCCCAGUUGCGGCGGCGACCAAACUGGAACCGAAAUUACUGCAACUGCCACAUCCCGCGCUGAUGCAGCAGAUACCACAGCAAGCAGCGCCACAGCAACAUCACCAUCAGCAUCAGCACAGCAACAACAAGCUUGGUAA
This is a messenger RNA of Parnassius apollo (apollo), 351 nucleotides long. Lineage: Eukaryota; Metazoa; Arthropoda; Insecta; Lepidoptera; Papilionidae. The record is from the annotation of a GenBank genome assembly.